AGAACUCAAGAUUUUAACCUUGUUUUGGGAAUACUUUUCGUAUAGUUUUAAUAUUCGUAUACGAAGACAAAUGACUAAAAGAAGAAAAAAACAUUAAAUUCAUCUUUUUAAUUAAACUAAAUAGAAAAAAAAGGCAAAACAGAUGUCUCAGAUACCAUCUAAUAUGAGAAAAGUUCCAGUUCAUAUUUUAGAUGACCUUAGCUCAAAAUUUCUCAUUAAUUUGCCCGAUGGAGAGAAAUCUGAUCUCAUACGUUUAUUUUUUCAAAUCGAACUUGCACAUUGGUUCUUUCUGGACUUUUAUUGCACUCAGGAAGAGAAUUCAGUGUAUUCAUGUGGAAUCAAGCAAUUUGCUUUAACUAUUUUCGAGCAUAUUCCAUUUCUAAACCAUCAUAUCGUUGAUCUCAACACAAUAUUGGAGCAGUGGCGAAGCUAUAAAAUGUCUGUUCCAACUUAUGGAACUAUUUUAUUAACUCCAGACAUGAAACAUUGUCUUCUUGUGCAAUCAUUCUUUGCAAAAAACUCUUGGUCAUUUCCUAAAGGAAAAGUUAAUGAAAAUGAGGAUCCAGUUAAAUGUGCCAUUCGCGAGGUUUAUGAGGAGACAGGAUUUGAUUGUAGCAAUUUGAUCAAUCCAAAUGACUUUGUGGAAGGACAAACAAGUAAUUAUCAAUACACACGAUUGUAUAUUGUCAAAAAUGUUCCAAUUGAUACGAAAUUUUGUCCACGAACACGCAAUGAGAUUAAGGACUGCUCAUGGUUUGCUAUUGAUCAAUUGCCGAAUAAUCGAAACGAUGACGGAUACAUUAAAGACCAACGCAAAAUCCGAGCCAACUCUUUCUUUAUGAUUCUGCCUUUCAUUUCUAAACUUAAGCAUUGGAUCAUGAACGAGCGGGGCUCUUAUGGACACAACAAGAAGAAACAUCAAGGCCAACGAAAUGGAAACAAAAAGAAUUUGAUUUUUACAAAGCAACCAAGUUCACCAUUCUUCCAAAGCAAUGUCGAUCAUCAAUUUCGUAAUGGAAAGCAAAGGAAUAAAUCGACAAGUGAUGUCAUUGAUGUUUUUAAGAAUGGGAACGGCAAUAACACUUAUUAUAACGAUCACUUGAAGUUACAACCAAGAACCUCGACUCCCAUCAACAGUCCUUUUGCACAAUCAAGCAGUUCUGCUUUCAGGCCAACGAACAGUGAAAAAAAUGGAAAAUUCAACAAGAAAUCGAAAGGAAAUGGAAAAAUUAAUCAAUUGCAGUCACAAAAUAGAAAUGAAAAGAAAGUUUUCAAUGAUAUCAAGGAAAAUAUUCAACCGAUUGUAAAUGUUAAGCCAUUCGCUAUGGAUAUGCCGGAAUGUUGGAAGAAUUUUAAAUUCGAUCAUCAAAAGCUUUUUAGUAUCUUGUAGAAAGGAUUGUUUAUGCAAUUCUUGACACUCUGCUUAAAACAUACCAAAAAAAGAGAUAACAAAAAGAAAAAUCGAAAAUAUGCACCAACAGUGACAAAUUAUAUCAUAUUUGACAUAGGGAAAACUUGUGGUGGGAUUAAGUAAAGUAAAGUUGAAUUCAAAUAUGCAGACAUCAUUAUGGUCAUAAUAUGAAAACAAAUCAUCAGAAUGAAUAAAAUGUGGCCUGAAAACCCACCACAUGCAUCGAAAUCAAAACUAUUUUGUUAUUUUACCUGUCAUAUUAAAAUUUUAUUUUCAGCCAUCAUUAGACGAAUUUUGAAUCUCAUUCAAUUCAGAAAAGAGUUGAUGGUAUUCAUCUACUCUCUUUACUUAUUUUCAUCAUUUUAGAUUUAUUUGAAUGUUAGAAGAAUUCUAUGAAAAUAGAAAAAUAUGAAAAUAGUCGAUAAAGCAGAAUAAAAGAUUUUGAAUGUUAAGGUCAGAUCCCGUUUAAUCGGGAUUAAAACUAAAUCCUGAUCAGUUGGCUUAAUAAACUUAAUAAUUUCAUAAACAUUACAUGAUAUGGCAUUGAAUUAAUUUUGAAUAAUUCACUACAUGUAAUGUAUAUUCGUAUUUUAUAGAAAUAAUUAUUAUAAACUGUAUUUUAAAACUUUGCUAUUCCUUGUUUCAGUUCUUUAAAUCUAACAUAGCACA
Messenger RNA from Clunio marinus, 2080 nucleotides. NCBI's taxonomy places the organism in Eukaryota, Metazoa, Arthropoda, Insecta, Diptera, Chironomidae. The record is from the annotation of a GenBank genome assembly.